AAAUCUAAAAAGUCAAUAGAGAAAUUGAAAUGGAAUUCUAAAAAAACUGUGAGCUAUUCAAGAAUGGCUUUUAUAUUUUAUAAUGUUAUAUAACUAUCUAUUAUAAUACCCUUAAUUUUGCCUCUUAACCAUCAAAUCCUGAACUAUCCAUUAUCUUUAAGAAAAAAUUUGCUAGCCUGUGCUCUAAGAGUACAAUACAUUAACUUUGUAUAUUCUAUUAAUAUUUAAUCUGAGCAAAUAUAAAAUGUAAGAGCAUUGCAAUUGCACAGUUCUACUCACCCCCUCCUCCCAACAUCCUUUAUGCUACAUUUGUUAUUUGUAUCAUACACUCCGUAUUACAAUAUUAAAAUGUUUGUUUUAUAAAUACUCAUAUGUAUUUAUUUUCUACCAUGUAUUUUUUAACUAAGAGAAAAAAUAGUCUUUAACUCAUCCAGAUAAUUUAUCAGAUUCUGUUUUUUUUUAAGCCUGAGUUUACCUUUGGUUUUGUUUUUCUUAAACUUUAGGGACUUCAUUUGGCAUUUCGUGUGGUACAGGUGGCAGUGUAUUCUUUAUUGCUUCUGAAAGUGUCUUUAUUUUACCUUCAUUCUUGAAAUGUGUCUUCACCAGAUAUAGAAUUCUACAUUGGCUAUUUUUUCAGCACUUUAAAGAUAACAUUCCAUUGUUCUGCCUGCCGUUGUUUCUAAUGGAGAAGUCACCAUUGAACAUAUUUAGCUUUAUUUCCUUGGCUACUUUUCUCUGUACUUUUGGUAUUCAGCAGUUCCACUGUGAUGUCACUGCCCUAAGUACAUUCUUCCUUUACAUGUUUUUAUCUGCCAGAUGCUCUCUGUCCUUUUUAUAUAAUCCCACAGGUUAUUGAUCCUUUCCAUAUUGUUAAAUCUUUUUCUCUCCCUGUUCUUGAGAUUGGAUGAUUUCUGUUGGUCCGUCUUCAAGUGUACUGUCUCAUUUGUCAUUUCCAUAUGCUAAGCUCUGACCAGUGAAUCCUUCAUUUCCCUUGUUUUUCAGUUCUGCAAUUUCCAUUUACUUUUACUACACUUUUCUUUGUUGUGAGAUUUCCUCUCUAUUCACUAAUUAUAAUCAAAUUUUUCUUUAUCUUCUUUAAAUCAGACACUGAAUACCCUAUUAAGUGAAAAAGUUAUAGGACUUUGUGUAUUACGCAGUUUAGUUUUUUGUUAAAUAAAGAGAAGGGUGUGAAAGAGUAUAUAUCCAUAUGUUUAUGUGAACAUAGAAGUCUGUUAUUUACCAUUACUAAUGGUUACCUCUGUGGGGAUAGAAUUGGGGAGGGUUGGACAAGGGGCUGCUGAGAAGUUUUCAUCCUACUUUGCAUUAUUUUUAAGUGACAGAGGCAUAGAUAACUUCAAGAAAUUGCAUUAUUUUUAAGUGACAGAGGCAUAGAUAACUUCAAGAAAUUACAUGUUUUAAUUUUUUUAAUUCUUUUGACAAUUUUAUAAAUGUUUAUGCACAGAAGUAUAUAUUAUCUAUUACUAGGUAGGAAAUUUUCUCCUCUUGUUUUUAUAAAAUUCAUUAAUUCUUCUCUGAAUUGAGGGACUAAAGCAUACGUAAUAUAAAUUGUUUCUAUUUUUCACCUUGCUUAUAUCCUUACUGUUCGUCUGUUAGAAGGAAUCCUAAAGGUCUCCACAGUCAUUGUAAUUUAUUUCAAGUUCUUCAUUUAUUUCUAAGUUUUUGUGUUAUAUUUCACUUUAUUGUACUAUUAGGUAUAUAAAGGUUCAUGAUAAUACUCAUUAAUGAAGUUUUUAAUACUGAAAUUCUCAAACUUCCAUGUGAUAUUCUUUCUUUUAACGUCCUCUUUAUUUCUUAUUAGUCUUAGCAUGACACUUUCUUGUGCAUAUUUUUGGUAUUUUAUUGUUCAUCCUCUUAAAAUAAAAACAAUGUCAUUUGGGUGUUUGCUUUUAAGCAGCAGCAUGUAGCUGGUGUUGCAUUUGCUGUCAAACCAAAUGGUGUUAACUUUUAAUAGGGACUUUAGCCUUUCAUGUUUACUUAAUAACUGAUAAACUUCAUGAGACUUGUUCAGGGGUUGACUAUGAGGCAGAUGAGUAGGUGUUACACUACAGCGCUAGGAAAGAAGGGAGGUCAGGGCAAAGGAAGUAAAGCAUCUGUAUUAGUCACUUGUUGGGGUCCAACCAGCAGAUCCUGGCCCAGUGACAGAUGAAUAAAUACACUCAAACACAGAACACAGUGAAAGAGUGGGCUAGGGAUACGUAGCCACAGACAUUGCAGAGAGAGUUAGCAGCCACCAGCUCUGAUCAGCUGGCACUCCAGGCAUUUAUUCAGUAUAUAUUUAAUAACAGACACUCUGAGUCAACACACCUGUGGAUAAUGAUUAAAGGCCAGGUUCUGAGGCCUAAAGCAAACACCAAACCUGGUCGCCCUCCCCCUGAGAGAGCCAUCUGGCCUGCAAAUGAUUAAUGGUUAGUUUUAGGAUCACAUGAGUAAACAACGUAUAUAGAUAAACUCCCUUACAUUCCUUUGUAUGUACUCUAUGUCAUUUGCACAAGGAAAGGGGAUUAUGCUGCCUUCAGCCAUAAUUUCCUUCCUAAGGCUUUUGCAAAAACCUUCCAGCCUUCCAAGAAGGUUUGUGACUAUUAUGGUUUUUUUUUUUUUUUUUUUUUUGAGAUGGAGUUUCGCUCUUGUUACCCAGGCUGGAAUGCAAUGAUGCAAUCUCGGCUCACCGCAACCUCCGCCUCCUGGGUUCAGGCAAUUCUCCUGCCUCAGCCUCCUGAGUAGCUGAGAUUACAGGCACGCACCACUGUGCCCAGCUAAUUUUUUGCAUUUUUAGUAGAGACAGGGUUUCACCAUGUUUACCAGGAUGGUCUCAAUCUCUUGACCUCGUGAUCCACCCGCCUCGGCCUCCCAAAGUGCUGGGAUUACAGGCGUGAGCCACCGUGCCUGGCCCUAUUAUAGUUUUACAAUCUCUCCCACCAUCCUGACUGAACCCCCACAGUCACCUUGGGCCACCAUAAUGAAAUACCAUGGACUAGGUGGCUUAAACAACAGAAAUUCACUUACAUAUAGUUCUGGAGGCCAGAAGUCCAAGAUCAAGUUGUCAGCAGGUUUGGUCACUCUGAGGCCUCACUCCUGAACCUACAGACAGCUGCCUUCUCCCUGUGUCCUCACAUGGCCCCUUUCUCUAGGCUUACACAUUCUUGUUGUCUCUUCCUCUUCUUAAAAGAACACCUGCCCCAUUGGAUUGGAGCACACCCUCAUGACAUCAUUUAACCUUAAUUACUUCUUUAAAGUCCUUGUCUCCAAAUACAGUCACAUUAGGGGUUACAACUUCAACAUAAGAAUUUGAGGGGAACACAACUCAGCCCAGAACAUCAUGCUUGUGAGAGCACCGUGAUGGUUUCAUAGGCUCUCUGUUGAAUAUAUAGUUCCAUAAAAGGUCAGUUGGAUAUAUAAGUUCAUUGGAUCUCAGUUGUAUGAAGAAGUAAAGAUGAGGGACUGGUGUAUGAGCUGAAAGGUCAUGGAUUGAAGCCCCAAAAAAGGUCAGGAACCAACAUGCUAAUGAUGCUUGAACAAAGUGAGCCAGAAGGUAGAAGAAAAGGCUGUGUCAAAGAAGGGAAUGUGCACAAGAGAGAAUGUGAAGCUUGUGCAGUGUCUGUGAACAGCAUUCACAGUGCAGGUGAGGUCAGUGUCACUGAGAGGCUGGAGUCUUAGCCAAGGAGGCGCUUGGCCCUGUGGAGCACCCUGAGAGUGCUGACAGGUAUUGGUGUGGAGAGGAUGUGAAGCUGGUAGGUAAUCAGAUAUUCAGGGCAGUGUGUGAAACCAGGAGGCCUGUGGAUGAUCCUAAAAGGAGUAUGUUAGGUAAUGGUGUAGAAGCCACGUUACAAAACAAGGACAUUCACCCCACUCUGUAAUGCUUGAGAUAUGAGAGAAAGAAGCUAUCUAUCUGCUUGAGGGAAUCUUAGAAAAAUCUUCCUCUCAAAGGACAACAGAGGUAGGUCUAGCCAAGGACAUGGAGGCAAUGUUGGACAGAGAAGGAGAGGAUGUAGGAGCAUUAUCUGACCUGUGAGUUCAUGAAUUGGCAUGUGGAGGCUGGGAAAAUGCUAUAUACCCUGACCUUUGUACAUUACACAAAUAUGUGUUUUUCUCAACCUGAAAAGUACAGAAUUACCAAAACAUUUAUAUUAAUAAGCAGCUUGCCUGUCAUUGUCUUAAAGUGAAACCUAUCUUUUUUGUCUCUUAUUUUUUAUUUAUUUGUAACUUUUAUAUACUUAUUUAUUUUGAGACAGAGUUUUGCUCUUAUUGCCCAGGCUAGAGUGCCUGGCACAAUCUUGGCUCACUGCAACCUCUGCCUCCUACGUUCAAGUGAUUCUCCUGCCCCAGUCUCCUGAGUAGCUGGGAUUACAGGCGUGCACCACCAUGCCCAGCUAAUUUUUUGUAUUUUCAGUAGAGACAGAUUUUCACCAUGUUGGUCAUGCUGGUUUCAAACUCUUGAUCUCAGGUGAUCCACCCUCCUCGGCCUUCCAAAGUCUUGUUUUUAAUCCUUGAUUUAAUUUAAAGAAAAACAGCAGCUCUCACAAUGAUGUUGAGCAAUUUAAAAAGAAUGCUAUACAAUCCAAGGAACAAGUCAUUGUGAUUGUCCAAGAAGCUGUCUUAGAAACCAAAAAUAUAUGUGUAACAGGAGGAAGACAGUUGUAGGUGUAAAAUACAUCUUAACAGUUUCAUUAUUCUAAAUUUGGGACUUGGAUUUAAGACAGGCAAUAUCAGAAUCCUCAAAAUAGACUAGUUACAAGAAAAACAUUGAAUUUUCUUGGCUAUUUCAAUGAUCAGAAUGCUAAUUCAAUAGAUGUAACAGAAUCAUUUGUAACAACAUGGAUGAACCUGGAGGAUGUUAUGUUAACUGAAAUAAGCCAGUCACAGAAAGACAAAUAUCACACAAUCUUACUUAUAUGUGCAAUAUAAAAAGGUUGAACUCAUAGAGGCAGAGAAUAGAAUGGUGGUUUGUAGAGGAUGGGGGUUGUGGGGGAAGAUGGUGGUCAAAGGAUUGUCACAUAGAAGGAAUAAGUUGAAGAGAUCUGCUGUAUAACAUGAUAACUACAGUUAAUAAUACUAUAUGUAUUCAUGAAAAUCACUAAGGGUAGAUUUUAGGUGUUCUCAACACAAACAAUGAUAGGUAUGUGAGGUGAUGCAUAGGUUAAUUAACUGAGCCAUGUCACCAUUUCUAUGUAUUUCAAAAUGUGCACAAUGAAUAUAUACAUUUUGAUUUGUCAAUUUAAAAAUUAAUUUGUUUUUUAAAAAGUAACAGGAGUUAACCAUAAUUAUGAGGAAUUAUAUACCCCCCUGAAGUGAAUAAUCCUUGUUAUUUAAAUUGACUAAAGAGCUUGGUAAGAGGUAACACAGAAGCGUAAGAAUGAGAAUUAAAGCCAGGUGCUGUGGCUUGUGCCUAUAUUUGAGGGAGACCAAGGCAGGAGGAUCAUUUGAGGCCAGGAGUUCAAGACCAGCCUGGGCAACAUAGUGAGACCCUGUCUGUAAAAAAAAUUUUAUAAGUAACCAGGAUGAGGUGGUGUGUGCCUGUAGUCCCAGCUUCUCAGGAAGCUAAGGAGGGAGGAUUGCUUGAGCCCAGGAGUUUGGGCUACGUGAACUAUGAUUGUACCAAUACAUUUCAGCCUGGGCCAGAGAGAGAGAUCCUAUCUCUACAAACUUUAAACGAUAAAGAAUGAGAAGUUGAAAAUCUUGUGAAGUAAAAAUAGAGCUUUUAUUUUCUAAGUUGAGUAUACAGAAGACAAAAAUUAUGAGUAUACAGAAGACAAAAAUUAGUUAUUUUUCAUAUGGACUACAAAAAUUACAUACCAUUUUAUAAUUCCUUUUUAGUUACCAGUAUUAUUGUUAAGUUUAAGCUCUUUUUCUGUUUAUUGGCAAACUAAAUAAUUGUACAUUUUUAAGCAUAUAUAAUGUUGAUGGACAAUAUUUAAAGUUUUAAGUUUCAGUCUCUAAAAUAAUUAACAUAAGGCUGAUCUCAUUAGUUUAGGCAAAAAUACAAGUAAAAUUAUUGCUUGGGAGCACUUUGUAUAGUUUUGUUUUUGAAUUUUUUGACAGUAUUUAUUCUUAUAAUGAUUUCCUAACAGAGAUCAUAGAUAUUGAAAAACAACAUAAUCAGUCUUAAGUUAAAAAUUGCCUGAAAAAUAUGCCGUAUCUGGUGUUUACUUCGAGUAGAGUAAUUGUAGAUUCACAUAAUUUCCGGCACUAUCUGUAAAUUGUAAGAUAUUAGUUGGACACAUAUAUCUAUAUUUGCUAAUCUUAAACAUUUGUGAAUGCAAUGUUAGCCUGUCUGAUUUUUAAAAUCUGUAUAGUUUGAGUAUCCCUUAUCCAAAAUGCUUAGGGCCAGAAGUAUUUCAGAUUGUGGGUUUUUGUUUGUUUGGUUUGCAGUUUGGAAUACUACCAUAUAUAUAAUAAAAUAUCUUGGGUAUAAGACCCAAGUCUAAACAGGAAUUUAAUUUAUGUCUGGUGUCUACCUCAUAUACUUAGCCUGAAGAUGACUAUAUUUCCCUUUGAGGGUGCUGAAUAACCUGAGUUUUGUGUGCCUGUGUUUUGACUGUAGCCUGUCACCUGAGAUCAGACGUGGAAUUGUCUACUUGUUGCUGCAUGUUGGUGCUUAAAGAUUUUCAGAUUUUGGAACUUUGAAGAUGAGGGAUGCUGAACCUGUGUAUUAGUCUUGGAAGUUUAGUUAAACUCUCUUUGAGUUUAAUAUGAGCCAAGUUUUAUAUCACUAGAAUAUUAUGCUAAUGUUAUGUUUACACUGAUAAAAUAAGGGAGAAGACAUUACAUUUGUCUCAUUUACAGGAUUUAUCUUAUUUUGAAAUAUUGAUUCCCCCCUUUACAGUUAGCUGUAUACCAGCUAGUAAGGUUGUUUACAGAUUGGACUGGAUAAGCCCUGAGUGCCUCACAUUUCUUUCUUACAAUGUGACCUAAUAAGCAAGGCGCCUGGCUCACACCACAGUUAAACCUUUUCCUUCAGAGCCAGAGCUGCAGCUGCAGCAAGAAAGAUUUUCUUCAGAAACUGGCGUCUUUCUUUCUUUUCUUUCCUUUCUUUCCUUUCCUUUUCUUUCUUUUCUUUUCUUUUCCCUUUUCUUUUCUUUUCUUUUCUUUUCUUUUCUUUUCUUUUCUUUUCAUGAGACAGCAUCUUGCUCUGUUGCCAGGCAGGACUGCAGUGGUGUGAUCUCGGCUCACUGCAACUUACGCCACCCGGGUUCAAGCGUCUGCCUCAGCCUCCCAGGUAGCCAGGAUUACAGAUCCAGAGCCAGAACUCUGCCUCGAUCCUUUCUGCCCUCCGGGUUUCUCCAGUCAGAAAUUCCCCAUGCAGCAUGUGUUGUGUAAUCAUCCCCCCUGGAUCUUCACAUGCUUGUGUGCAGAAGGUCACAUCCAGCCCGGGGAUCCAGGCCCAGCAGACCAGGAGAGGCAACAACAGACCUCUGAUGGGAGUCCCUGGAGUGAUCAACCAGAAGGUCCUGAGGGAGAAGGUGCCAGGCCUUUGUUUGGAAAAACAAAGAAAAGGACUCUGGGAGCAUUCUCCAGGCCACCCCAGAGGCAGCCAGUCAGCUCUCGGAUAGGCCUCAGAGGGGUGGAGUUGGAAGCCAGCCCAGCUCAGACGGGGAACCCUGAGGAAACAGACAAAUUGUUGAAGAGGAUAGAAGUGUUAGGAUUUGGAACAGUCAACUGUGGCGAGUGUGGACUGAGCUUCAGCAAGAUGACCAACCUGCUCAGUCACCAGCGGAUACACUCAGGGGAGAAGCCCUACGUGUGUGGGGUAUGUGAGAAGGGCUUCAGCCUGAAGAAGAGCCUCGCCAGACACCAGAAGGCACACUCGGGGGAGAAGCCGAUUGUGUGCAGGGAGUGUGGACGAGGCUUUAACCGGAAGUCAACGCUCAUCAUACACGAGCGGACACACUCUGGCGAGAAGCCUUACAUGUGCAGUGAGUGUGGGCGAGGCUUCAGCCAGAAGUCCAACCUCAUCAUACACCAGAGGACACACUCGGGGGAAAAGCCUUACGUGUGCCGGGAGUGCGGCAAAGGCUUCAGCCAGAAGUCGGCCGUCGUGAGACACCAGAGGACACACUUAGAGGAGAAGACCAUCGUGUGCAGCGAUUGUGGCCUAGGCUUCAGUGACAGGUCAAACCUCAUCUCCCACCAGAGGACACACUCCGGGGAGAAGCCCUACGCCUGCAAGGAGUGUGGGCGAUGCUUCAGGCAGAGAACCACGCUUGUCAAUCACCAGAGGACACACUCCAAAGAGAAGCCCUACGUGUGUGGGGUGUGUGGGCACAGCUUCAGCCAGAAUUCAACCCUCAUCUCUCACAGGCGGACGCACACCGGGGAGAAGCCGUAUGUGUGUGGGGUGUGCGGGCGAGGCUUCAGUCUCAAGUCACACCUCAACAGACACCAGAACAUACACUCAGGGGAGAAGCCCAUUGUGUGCAAGGACUGUGGCCGGGGCUUCAGCCAGCAAUCCAACCUCAUCAGACACCAGAGGACGCACUCAGGGGAGAAGCCCAUGGUGUGUGCGGAGUGCGGGCGAGGCUUCAGCCAGAAGUCAAACCUUGUUGCACACCAGAGGACGCACUCAGGGGAGAAGCCAUAUGUGUGCCGGGAGUGCGGGCGGGGCUUUAGCCACCAGGCCGGUCUCAUCAGGCACAAGCGGAAGCACUCGAGGGAGAAGCCCUACAUGUGCCGGCAGUGUGGACUGGGCUUUGGCAAUAAGUCGGCUCUAAUCACACAUAAACGGGCUCACUCAGAAGAGAAGCCUUGUGUUUGCAGAGAGUGUGGCCAAGGCUUUAUACAAAAGUCACACCUCACCUUACAUCAAAUGACACAUAAUGGGGAGAAGCCAUAUGUGUGCAAGAUGUGUGGGCAGGGCUUCAGCCUCAAAUCUCACCUCAGCAGACACAGAAGACCAAGUCUGUCCACCAUAGACUGCCGCUGCAGCCCGGCCCUGAGCCGCGUGCGGGCCAACCUGCCGACUCCUUAUGCUCUCUCUGAAGGCGAAGAUGGUGGCAAGGACUAAGAGUCAGAAUGUUGACACUUUGAUGAGAUGGAGUAGAGAGAUGCAUUCCGUAAGUGGUCAAAGGACAUUUGACUGUUUACCUUCUCCACACUAAGUCUCCUCCAUGUUUUGUGGCCUUCGGUUGUAAUAAACUUGGCUUCUUUUUACAUCUGUAA
Callithrix jacchus (white-tufted-ear marmoset) is the source of this 9174-nucleotide messenger RNA. The record is from RefSeq and is a predicted model, not a curated record. Lineage: Eukaryota; Metazoa; Chordata; Mammalia; Primates; Cebidae.